Pan troglodytes (chimpanzee) is the source of this 19828-nucleotide messenger RNA. RefSeq lists its product as uncharacterized. Lineage: Eukaryota; Metazoa; Chordata; Mammalia; Primates; Hominidae. The transcript is spliced from 3 exons. The coding region runs from base 1251 to 2192 and encodes 313 amino acids. The record is from RefSeq and is a predicted model, not a curated record.
GCCUUCCUCAAACCUCAACUGCCCCUCAUGGGAUUUCUGCCCGCUUGUCUUCCGAGGCUGCGGUGUGGAUCUCGCACUGCGGCCGCCUCGCCUUGGCUGGGGAGAACCUCGGUGGGUAGGAUUCAGAGGGGCUUUUGGUUUCCCGUUUUCCACACUGAACCCUUCUAACUGGUCUCUGACCCUGAUUAUUAAGGGCUGCAAACAGGAAGGAUUUUAUUCACCAUUGAUGCGGCUCCGAGUAGUCCCAAAGCGAGGCAGUGCCCCCAAGGUCUGUGCUGAGAACGCUGCUCUGCCUUCGCGGUGUCUCCCGGGUGUGUGCUGAGCAGAACGCAGCUCCACCCUCGCGGUGCCCCUGGCCCGCCCGCCCGGGUCUGUGCUGAGGAGAACAUGCUCCGCUUCGCUGUAUCUCCGAAGUCUGUGCAGAGGAGAACUCAGCUCCGCCCGGGCAAUGCUCUCCGGGUCUGUGCUGAGGAGAAGGCAGCUCCGCCCUCGCAAAGGCACACGGCGCCGGCGCAGGCGCAGAGAGGCGCACGGGGGUACCCCUAGCGGGCCGAGGCCCACCUGUGGCUCGAACCAGGGUCUCCAGGGUCCACAGGGCCCAGAGCAGGAGCUGAUGGGAAGGCAUUUUCAUCGUGGGGGACCCAGGCCCUGCUUCUCCGUGGCGCGGGUUGUUUUUUUUUCUUUUUCUGUGACAGGUGCCUCACCACUCCUCCCUCAAAACUCACCUUCCCUCAUGGGCUUUGUGCUCCCAAAGCUCUCCUUGGGGUGCACGUAGCGGCUGAGGCACACCCUGAGCUCGAACCAGGGACACCAGGGUCCCCGGGUCCCAGUGCAGGGACUGAUGGGAAGACACUUUCGUCCGUGGGGAAUCAGGCCGCGCUUCUCUGCGGCGAAGUUUUUUUUUUCUCUGUCCCAGGUGACUCACCUUCCCCUUAUGGGCUUUCUGCCCACCUUGGGGUAACACUAGUGGCCCGAGGCGUACCCUGGGAUCAAACCAGGGACGCCAGGGACCUCAGUGCCAAGAGAACGGGCUAAGGAGAAAACAAUUUCCUCCGUGAGGGACCCAGACACUGCUUCUCGGCGGCGCGUUUCUUUACUUUCUCUGCCUCAGGUGCCUCACCUUCCGCUCAUGGACCAUUUGUUCGCUUUCUGGUACCGCAAGCGGUCCCGAAGCGCACCCUGGGCUCGAACCAGGGUCGUCACUGUCCACUCUGCCCAGGGUACGGCAUAAUGGGAAGGCACUUUAAUCCAUGGGGGACCCAGGCCCCGCUUGUCUGAGGCGAGGUCUCCUGUUUUUUUUCUGCCCCUGGUGCCUCACCUCUAUUCCCACAAACUUCAAAUUCAACUCAUGGGCCUUCUGUCCGAGUUGGGGUACCCCUAGUGGCCCGACGCGCACCCUGGGCGCCAACGACGGAUGCCAGGGUCCCUGGGAACCAGCGCAAGGGCUGAUAGGAAGACAUUUUCGUCAGUGGAUGACCCAGAAACCGCUUGGCGAUGCAUUUUUUUCUCUGCCCCAGGUGCAUCAACUUCCCCCCAUCAGCCUCCUGUCUCUCUGCACCUGCGCCGGCGCCGUGCUCUUCUCUGCGCCGCCACCGUUGCUGGGGGAUGGGUCCCUGAGACUUGGCGAAGUAGGAGUACUGGACUCGAGCACAGGCCCUGUCUCGCAGGUUUUCAGGUGCGCUUGGCGUUUCCUCCGCUUUGAGGGGCAGGUCUCCAGUGGCCCCCGGGCGCAGGCCUGGACAUCACUGUCCGUCUCGUCGUCGCCCACCACGGCCUCAGAGACACAGGCUCACUGCAUGUGCUCUUGGGGGACGUCAGUGCCACGUGUGGUCACACUGGCUCCGGCUCGGACUAGCCUCUGUCUCUCUUUGCCCGUGUCGCCGGAAGCCGCGUCGAGAUGCCGGAGCCCCCGGGCCUUGGAGAUGAAGGCAGGCCCCUGCUCCACCCAGGAAGGAGGGAGGCAGUGGGCUCGUGGGUCAGUGCCUUUGCAGGCGACAGCACGCCUUGCGGCCCUGGGGAUCUUUCUGUACCCCGGCGAGAGCCUUUCCGCCUCACUGCAUUGUAACCCCAUUCCGGAUCACCGGGUGGGAUCCAUCAUCGGAUCCCAAGAGGAGUCCGCGCAGCCCAGCCGACACCCCGAAGCUCCUCCUUCACCGGGAACCCAAGCAGAAGACCGAUCAAGGAGGUCCUGACGACAGGACUCCUAUGGGUCCGACCCUGGGUCUCCCGCAGGCCCCUCUGGUAGUCCUCUUCCCACCCGCCGCCCGGGACUGCGCCGCAGCCGCCGCCGCAACCUCCAGCACCGCCGCCCCAGUCCCCGCAGCCGCCGCGUCGCCGCCAUUUUUUAAAGGGUCGGCAGCAUGACUCUGCCGAGUAAGGGGGGGUGGGGCGGGUGAGUCGGCCUCGCCAGUGCGCAUGCGCGAGGCCCGAGCCGCCGCUUUGGUCACAGUGACCGCCAGCGUUGCCCGGGGAUGGGUCCCUGAGACUUGGCGAAGUAGGAGCCCUGUGUGAUCGUGCGUCAGAGUCGGGGCUGAGACCAGCCCUGGCCAGGGCAGUUACCAGGACGGUCUCCGGAGGCCGGGAUUCGCGGAGGGUCCACCAGCAGGAAGAAACCCCAGGAGGAAGAAACCUCAGACAGAUCGCCGAGGAGGCAGCGCGGGAUCCCAGCCUCAGGCGUGCGCGGACGGUGUGCGGAGAGGUAGAAGCAAGAGAAGCAUAAACAUAUAAUUUCAAUGCAAUAUGGGAAUUUUGUACAGAGUUCCUAAAAAAAGGGAUCAUGAUGCCAGUGUAUUGCCUCACUGAUUGCUAAAUGAAGAGGACUAUACUGAAGCAUUCAAAGAACGUGAUGUGCCUCUGGGGCAACUGAAGGAUUGCUAUCUGACUUAUGCAUUUAAAACCUUCGAAGUGGAAGUUUGUCUGGAAUGGCUUAGGCAAACAGACUGGGUUGGAUUGAGAAUUGAAUGUAUACAUAAAAUUUGGUUUGGUCAGAUGAGAACACCAAAUGUGGUAGCUAGCUCACCUUUAUUUAUGAGAUUUUUAUUGGGUUGAUUUGUCUUGAAAGAAUCAAAUCUAAGAGAAAUGUUUGGAAUGGCUAGAUGAUCCUAACAGAAGAAAUCUUACAGGUCUUUACUGCUAAACCUAAGGAGAUGAGAGUAAACAGUAAGUGGCCAACUCAAAGAAGCAUGGACUAUGUUGAAACAUGGAAUAUAGCUGCAAUUUCCCAGUGGUGCAGUUUUCAAGCGUUUUACCCCAGGAAAGAAAAAAAUAAAUAAAUGAAAAGUAGCCAUUUCACCAUUCAGAGGAUAGAUACUGUUGCCCAGUGAAAACUGCAUGAAUUAUGUAAUAGUUUUAUGCUUGUUUCCCCCACUCACCAUUCCAAAACUGUAAGACUUCAAGAUAGAACAGGAGGUAUGAAAUUUUAACAGCACAUAAAAAAAUAGUGAACAUUCUAUCCCCGCACUUCAUUGCCAUUACUAAGGCUAAGGCAGGACUGAGUUUAGAAUGCAGCAAAGCUUUGAAAUGUAUAAGAGAUAAUAUCUCUAAUAUUCAAAUGCACCAUAAACUCAAAACUUAGAAUCAAUCCUAUUUUUAAAAUACUGAAUGUGACAAGAAACGUUAUAAAAGUUUUCAAGAUAUCAGUAUAUGAUAGAAAGAGAUGUAUUGCUUUAGCACAAAUCAUUCUACAAAAAAAAAAAAAUUCUUCUAAAAUAAAUUACUUAUCCAUAUCCUACAAAUUUUCUUUUUUCUUUUUCUUUCUUUUUUUUUUUGAGACAGAGUUUCACUCUUGUUGCCCAGGCUGUAGUGCAGUGGCUUGAUCUCAGCUUACUGCAAACUCUGCCUCCCGGGUUCAAGCAAUUCUCCUGCCUCGGCCUCCCAAGUAGCUGGGAUUACAGGUGCCAGCCACCAUGCCCAGCUAUUUUUUUGUAUUUUUAGUAGAGAUGGGGUUUCACCGUGUUGGCCAGGCUGGUCUUGGAUGCCUGACUUCAGUUGAUCCACCGGCCUUGGCCUCCCGAAAUGCUGGGAUUGCAGGCAUGAGUUGCCGUGCCCAGCCACAAAUUUUCUUUUACCUUGGAAAACAUAUAUGCAAAUAUACUUGUCAACUAUCCGACAAAGGUCUUCGGUAUGUAUGUAUGGAUUCAUUGAACUUUGUUUCUUUUUACAUAAUGAAUAUUUUAUGAUUUUUAGCUUUGGUUUUUUGAAAUGAACCAAUAAAUUGAAGAGACACAAGAAGUAAUAUGUGUGUAAAUACCAGCACACUUAGCCCCUCAAAUAAACCUCUUACAGGUGUCUGACUCCUAAAUCCAAUUUGAUAUUUUUUCAGAACUUGUCUUUAUCAAUUAUUUACAUUCUGCUUUAUUUUCUGAUUUGUUUUUUUACUUUCACACUCACUUAUCAUUGUUUUACACAAUAGUUGUUUACUACAGUAACAAUUAUAUCUGACAUAAAUGUACUGAGGAACAAAACAACCAUCUUAUGGCAUACAAAUUAGCAGUGGGAGAAGGCUAACCCCAAACAUAUGCCAAGGCAGGGGCCAGGAAAUCCAGGGAUGUGGUUAGGCAGAAACUGGGAAGACACUUUAUAGCGAUUCCUAUCUUUGUUACAGACAUGAAGGAGAUAAAUUAUAAUAUGAAAAAAUGGCCCUCGCAGUUCUAAAGAGAUUAACUAAAAGUCUAGUACCUUUUAAAGAUCUGAAUAGGAAACACUUGUCAUUUAUUGUCUCUAAGGGCAGCCACUGUAAGACUUCAAAAGAACCUUGGUCUCCACAGUCUUUUAUCUUAACCUGAACAUUCCUUUUCUAUCAAUCCCAGGUCUUGAAUCAAACUCAACCAAUUAUCAACCAGAAAAUGUUUAAAUUCACCUAUAGCCUGGAACCAACCCCCAAACCCCAAUACCCUCCCAUCCCCCAACCCCCCUGCCAGCCCCAACCCCUCCCACCCCCACUCCCUCUGCUUUGAGUUGUCCCACCUUUCUGGAUCAAACUGAUGUAUUUCUUAAGUGUAGUUAAUUGAUGUCUCAUGCCUCUCUAAAAUGUAUAAAAGCAAGCUGCAUCCCAACCACCUUGGGCACAUGUUCUCAGGACCUCCUGAGUGCUGUGUCACUGGCCAUGGUUACUCAUAUUUGGCUUAGAAUAAAUCUCUUCAAAUAUAUUUUUUUAAAGAAGAAAGAAAAAGGAAAAACAAAUGCUUUUGCAGAAGCCAAGAAGAAAGUGAAGGGAAAUAAAUGAGAGUGGAAAAAUGAGAGAUCAAUCGUGGUGAGAUAUGCUUUUUUUGGCAAUUAAUUGCAACAAAUGCCCCAAAUGCCAAUUAUAACAUAGUUUGCUAUCUACCAUUGCUUUAUUUAACUGAAGUAUUCAACCAUAGAUAUGGAAAAAAGACUGACCUAGUUUAGAAAAGUUCUAUCCUGAUACAUUUAAGCACUAGAGAGUAUACACAAAUAAAAACACAAACUUAACUUUUCUUAAAAACUUUUACUGAGUCAAAUAUUAAAAGAGAACACUUGUUUGUAAAGCAUCUCAUGAAGUUGAUUUUUGAUUUUUCAGUCCUUCAGUAACUAAUAAUCUUUAUUUUGACAUUGAUGGUUAUCCAAUGGAAGAAUAACUGCAAGAUAUUAAUAAUAGAAAUCAUUUGCAUCAGCCAGGUACAGUGGCUCACUCCUGUAAUCCCAGAACACUGGGAGGCCAAGGUGGGCAGAUCACUUUAGCCCACGAGUUGGAGACCAGCCUGGGCAAUGUGGCAAAACCUUGUUGUUCUACUAAAGAUACAAAAAUUAGCUGGGCAUGGCGGCAUGUGCCUGUAGUCCCAGUUACUCAGGAGGCUGAGAUGGGAGGAUUGCAUGAGCACACUGCACUUCAGCCUGGGCAACAUAGUAAGAUCCUGUCACACAAAAAAAAUCAUUUGUGUCAAAUGAUUUUUGUAUCAAAGCUUUCAGAAAAAGGAGUGGAAAGAAAAUUUAAAAAGCUUUUGUCCAUCAUUCUUAGAUGUCAUAUUCAAGUAAAUAUUUCUUCAGACUUAAUAAAAAAAAUUGAACAAUAAUAACAAGUGUGAUUGUAUUUCCAUUAACCUGAAAUUUACUGCUAUUUCAAAUUCUACUCAAUUUAGAGUUUUUAAGAUUAAAAACAAGAAAUAUUAAAUAGAAGUUACAAUAUUUUUGAAGUAAUUGGUGAGAAUUUGUUUAAUAAUGCCUACGUAUUUGGUAAUUUGAUCUUAGUUCUACAAAUUUCACUAUCACAAACUCUUCCCUGUCCGUUACCUCAGCUACAAGAUUUAUCAGACUGUCAAUGACGACUAUGUCACAUAUGGUAGUGCCCUUUGCUUUAAUGAGGGUGAUUAGCUAAAAUUGAUGUUCAUUGCCUUAGUACAGAUAUACUAUAUUUAGAUAUAUUUAACUCUAUUACACAUACUGCAAACACAUACUCUUGUUGUCUUCUACACUAUUAUAUAUUUUACUUGUUAUAGUAGAUAUUUAUUUUAGAUGAAUAACUAAGUAUAAUAAAAUAGAUAGCAGAGGAAUUAAUUAUCUCACAUGGAUAUCAUUUCACCUGAUCUUGAUGAACAAGGAAAUAGGUGAUUUACCCAGGAAUAAAUAUAAAGUUCUGUAUGGUUUGGAAAGCACAAAUGGUCACCUAAUUUUGAAACACUUUAGGUAAAUUCCCAUUCAGAAAAACAUUUAUCACUUAUAUAACUAAUGAAAUGCUUAGGGGAAAGUGUUUUGGCUGUCAAAGAACCAUACUUUGCUUUUAGAGACUAUGUUUGUAUUUGAAUAUUUCAUAAAAACUAUUUCUAAGCCAAGGGAAAAAAAAACUAAAUAAACAGGCAAAGAUCUAUUUUUGAAAGUGAAAUAUUUACAUAUAACCGUAGUUAGAAAAGAAGUGGAAAUCAGUAUGUGAUUUCAGAUGAUUGCAUAUUUUAUAACUAUUAGGGUUAAAGUGCAUUAGAGCUUCCUGUUGCCAGUUGCUGAGAGGCUUUGAUUCAGAGGUAGCAUCUGUACAAAAAGAUACUGCCAUUUUUAUGAUAAAUGCUUUUUAAAUUGAACUAGAAAGUAAAUAGUCACACAUUUUGAAAAAAAUAUGAAUUUUUAAAAGUCUGUGUUUGAACAUCAAUAAAGAAACAAACGUAACUAUGAAUUAAGAGAAAUCUAGAAAUACUUUAUUUAAACAAAAACAUUGCAAACAUUUAUGUCAUAAUAUUUACUUUCUUAAAAUAGAAACAAAAGCAGUUGGAGAUUUAAUUCACUAUAAGAAAGAAAAGCUUUUGUACAUAAUGUUUUCUAAGGUAGUAAAUGUAAACCUAAGUAACAUGGCAUGGAAUGAAAAUAAAUUACUGAGAAUGGCUUUGUAUUGAUUACGUAUGUUCUGAAAUUUUUCCGUAUUGAAACAAAUCUACACAGUGGAGGAAAAUAUGUACUUAAAACUGGCAUCUGAUGUGAUUAGUGUAUUACAUACAUAAAAAUUUGCAAUAGUCUCUGAAGAGAAAAUGAGAUUUCUACCUUUUCCAUUUCCAAUUCAGUCCAGUCAUUUUGGUGUAUUUCUCUGAUAGUGUCUCUAUUAAAAUGUAAUUUAUUUUAUUUUAUUUCUAUAAAUUUAUGGAGUGCAACUGUAAUUUUGUUACAUCCAUAGGUUGCAUAGUGAAGUUAGGAUGUUCAGCAUAUUCAUCACCUAAAAAGCAUAUCUUGUACUCAUUAAGUAAUUUCUUAUCAUUUACUCCCCUCUCACUCUCCCCCAACUCUUCCAAGUCUUCAUGUCCAAGUCUCUAUCAUUGCACACUGUAUGUCCAUGUGAAUGCAUUAAUUACCUCCCAUUUAUAAAUGAGAACAUGCAGUAUCUGUCUUUCUGUGUCUGACUUUCAUCUAAGAUAAUGUCCUCCAGUUCCAUCCAAACUGCUCCAAAAUACAUGUUUCAUGAGUAUAUUAUUUUUAAAGGCUGAAUUGUAUUCCACUGUGUAUAUCAUCAUAUUUUCUUAUCUUUAGGUGGAAAUCUUUUUUAUUAUACUUUAAGUUCUGGGGUACAUGUGCAGAACUUGCAGGUUUGUUAUGUAGGUAUACACGUGCCAUAGUGGUUUGCUGCACUCAUCAACCUGUCAUCUACAUUAGGUCUUUCUCUAAAUGCUAUCCCUCCCCUAGCCCCUCACCCUCUGACAGGCUGUGGAGUGUGAUGUUCCCUUCCUUGUGUCCAUGUAUUCUCAUUGUUCAGCUCCCACUUAUGAGUGAGAGCAUGCAGUGUUUGGUUUUCUGUUCUUGUGUUAGCUUGCUGAGAAUAAUGUUUGCCAAUUUCAUUCAUGUCCCUGCAAAGGACAUGAACUCAUCAUUUUUUAUGGCUGCAUAGUAUUCCAUGAUGCAUAUGUGCCACAUUUUCUUUAUCCAGUCUAUCGUUGGUGGGCAUUUGGGUUGGUUCCAAGUCUUUGCUAUUGUGAACAGUGCUGCAAUAAACAUAUGUGUGCAUGUGUCUUCAGAGUAGGAUGAUUUAUAAUCCUUUGGGUAUAUACCCAGUAAUGGGAUUGCUGGGUCAAAAGGUAUUUCUAGUUCUAGAUCCCUGAAAAAUUUCCACACUGUCUUCCACAAUGGUUAAACUAAUUUACACUCCCACCAACAGUGUAAAAGCAUUCCUAUUGCUCCACAUUCUCUCCAGUAUCUGUUGUUUUCUGACUUUUUAGUGAUCUCCAUUCUAACUGGAGUGAGAUGGUACCAUCUCACAUUUUCUUUAUCAAAUCAUCUAUUUGUGGACACUUAGGUUGAUUCAGUAUCUUUGCUACUGUGAAUAGUGCUGGGAUAAGUGCUGGUAUGUUUAUGAUAUAAGGAUUUCAAAUAGACUGUAAGAGUGUAAAAAGUUUCCACUGAACUUUGGACUGGAAAUAUGAUAAGAGAAGAUCCUUUCACUAAUAGAGGCAGAGCAUUAAGAGAUAAAAUCGAUAACUAAUUUUAUGCUGCACUAAACAGGGAAGAAAGAGAAAGUGAGUAAAAAGCAAGUUUUGUGAUUGGCCAGGCUUUGGAUUACAUAACGAAAAUAGACAAACAUACUUUAUUAAGCAUAUUGCAUAAUCUGUGCUACUUUCAGCUUAUUUAUAUUCAUUUAAUCCCUCAUUCAACUUAAUAUAAUAUCCUCUUUUCCUUCCUGGCUUUCUACCUGCCUGUUCUCAUUCAUUAACUUGUUUUAGCCAAUGAGUCAUGAGUAGCUACUCUGUUCAGGCAUUGUUCUCAGUUCUAGUGAUACAGUAGCAUACAAUUUUAACAAAAUAUCACCCUCAUGAAGCUACAUUUUAGAGGAAGGAACUCAGUGAACAAGUCAACAGAAAAAUAUAAAAUAUUUUAGAAUACAAAUAAUUGAUAUGAAGGAAAACCAGUCAAAUGAGGGGUAAGACAUAUUCAAGGUAGAGAACAAUCUACAAUUGAACUGAGCCCUGAACAAAGAGAGAAAAUAAGCUAUACAUAAAUUUGGGGAAGAACAUUUCAGGAAGAGGGAAGUGUACAGGCUCUAAUGAAAUCAAAAAGCUAGUGUAUUCCAAAAAGAGCAAAAAAUCAUUAUGCUUGAAAUUGAAUUGAAUGAGCAAUGAGAAGAAUAGUAAAAAUGAGAUCAAACAAUAAUCUAGAGCUAGAUCAGAAAAAAGUCUAAAAGCUAAAAUGAAGGUAUGCAUCUUAUUCUAGAGUGUGAAGAGAUCUGAUCAGGAGAACUACAUGAUCUGAUUACUAUUUCAAGAUAAGGAUUCUUGAUGCUAUUUGGAAAAUGAUGGCCUACUAUAAUGAUAAGAGAUUAUUUUAAAUAUGUAGUAAUGAGAUAAAAAUACAUGAAUGAAUGUUUUUAUUUAUAAUGAGCAUACCAGUGUGUAGCCUCUUUAGUACUUGUAUACUUGGAAGCAGUUUAUUCUCCGAAGAUUUUUUUUUUAUUUCUUCUCUAACUUGUUUAUUCUUUUUAAAUUUAAUGUCAAUAUAAUAUGUUUUAACUUUAAAAAUUUAGGUGCUUUAUGAGUGGAAUCUCAGUUAAAAAAUGUUAUUAUUCAGUAGGUACUAAAUUGAGUUCCUGUUUUACUUUACAAACCAAGCACCAUAGGUUAUUACAGAAAACCAUUAUAAGUCAAAUUUUUUAAAAGUUUCUUCAGUGAAGUAGACAUUACAAAAGUUAUAUUUAAACACAACACUAUGAACUCAAGUCACAGAGGCAAAGAGAAACUAUUGUAUUUGCUUUGAGCAUCUACACAUUGUAAAAAAGGUUAUUGAAUGCAAUUCAAAUCUAACUUCAUCUGAGGAUAACCCCAGGCACUUUGUGCCUGUAUUUCUUGUAGUUUUGUACUGACUAUUGGAAACUCAUUCAGUUUUGCCUUAAAGCACCCAGUAACCUAUGAACAAAAUGCAUAAAAACUAUUACAUGAUGUUCAGCCUUUGUAGACCAAACACAACAGGUAUAUGCAAUUGCAUAGUGCUGAUGACUCACAAAAACAAAACAAAACAAAACAAAACAAAACAAAACAAAAAACUCUGUCCUCAGACUGAUUUGUGAAAAUAACUAUUUAAUCUAAAAAUAAACUAAAGAGUGAAAAUGAGAAUUAGCAAAUAGAGUUGAAGGUGUGUCUCAAAAUGGAUUGUAUUUUAUAUAGCCUUUUACUAUAAUUAUUCUUAUAACAGGGCUUGUUUUCCUCUAUUAGACUGCAAAUGUGUUGGUUACUGAGGCGGUUGCACUUGUUUUUGUAUCACUUAUGAAACCUAGUAUAGUGCUUUGUAUUAUAGUAAUCAUUCAUUAGAUAUUAUGUGAAUGAUUUGAAUUAUAUUUCAUAGUAGCUCAAAGUUAGUCUUGAUGGAUAAAUGAAUGUAAUACAACCAUAUACAUUAUUAGUAAGGAACUUAAUAAUAUCAUGAAGUAUCUUUAACCAAAGUAAUAAUUAAAAAGUAGGAGUAAACCAUAAUAAGUUCAAAUUUAGAAUUUGAUAGAUAAUGGACAUUACUUUUUAGGCCUAAAUAUUGAAGGAUAGAUGUUUAUGAAACUUUGAGGUUCAAAUUAUUUGUAGAAAUGUUUAUUUAAUAUUAUAUUCAAGAUAUUAAAAUGACAACAAUAGGAAAAUGUAUAAGAGAUUUGUUAAACACAUCCUGAAAGCAUGGAAAUAACCAUAUAUGUUAGCCUAAUGCAUGAAAUAGUAUAGCAAAUAUAAGCAGGAUGUUUUCAUUUUUAUUUUAGAAUUGUGUUUAUCACUGGAUAGAGAUAAUAAAUUUAUUCUAUUUAUUUUUUGCUGUUAAACAUAUACUUUAAUAAACUAAACACAUUUGUUUCUGCAGUGGAUGGUAAUAUGUUUGUCACAGGUAAAAUUGUCACUUGGGUAAAUUUUAUCUCAAGCAACUCCUUUUUAGUUUUAAUACUUUCUAUGUUGCCCAAAUCAAGUCUUAUUUCCAUGAAUCACUGUUUUAUGUAAUAAUUUUCUUGGUGAGGUCAAUUUACAUAGUUUUGGUACUUUCAUGUCAGAUUUCUAAGGUAGUAUAAUUUAGUUUAGAGGAAGAAUUUCUACACAGAUCAUGUAAUUGUCUCUUCAUUAUAUAUCAGGAUAAAAUCUAUAAAAAACAAAAUUGGUUUGAGAACAAAGCUGUCAUUACUUGCAAGAUGAAAACAGAAAAAUUGCAUGUGUUUAUUAAAACACAGAAGUAUAUUCCUGUGCAAAUUAAUGCAGAUUCUGAAGUGAAAGACAGGACUUUUGAGAGAUUUUGAGUCCAAGGGUUCACCUCUUCAAACACAACUGAAAAAACUCAAUUUUUUUAUUUUUAAAUCUAAUCAGUUUAUAUAUGCCCAGGUCCAGCAAAAAGAAGCUGGGUUGAUAAUGUGUUUUGCAGUUAUUCAAGCUAGUUUGAAAGAGUACCUGGCAGUGAUUGUGAAGACCAAUGAUUGUGCUACUAAGGUCUCUCAAUUGCCAGACACCCACCAAGUAUUUUUUAAAUAUGCUAUUCUGUUUUGAAACUCAAAACCUUGUAUUUUUGUUAAUCUAGUUACCUGCCACAUCAAACAGGAAUCCAAAGUUUCAUAACCCUGCUGUGUUCUCUGGUUACUAGAAAUAAGCAUAUUUUUGAUGUUUUAACAACCUUUUAAAAUAAUAAUUUCUAAUAAUGAAAUAGAAUAUUUCUAUUUUAAGUAGCUAUUGGGUAUAUCUUUACAUAACUAGAUGAUUAUAUUGAAUGGGUUUUUUAGAUGAAUGAUGUGCAUGGGUAGAUAUUUUUAAAAUGAAAUAUGUUUUUUCCUUUUUUACUUAAAUUUCUUUUUAGAACAUACUGUUAUGAACAUUAACAUUUAUUCAAGUCCUUGGGACAAUUCUUCUUCAGUUACCCAGUAAAAUUUUCAUGAUCUCUGCAAAACAUAGAUUAGAAAUAUAAAAUAACAUAAAUUUUAGAAUACAGUGAGAUGACUUACACAAUUUGAUAAUAUUUUAUAUAAUAUUUUAUGAUUAACCAGUUAACUGAAACCUAAAAACCUGUAUUAACUGAUUAAUAUUGCAGCAAAAUGUCAGUUCAUGUUAUUGUAUCAAUCACUUGUGGAUACAUGAUUAUGCUGUCGUGAUAUGAUUUCUAACAAUUGUCUUGUCAUUUUUAGCUUUUACUAUUAUAAUUUUAAUUAAAAUAUAUUAAAGUCACUAUGUCAUAACAGACUUUAUAUUGUGCCAUGCAGUCCUAUUGCUCUUUUGUUUCAAAUAUCAUAUAGUCUAAAGCAAUGAUUCUCAUUAAAUACAUGCAUCAAAAUCAACUGCAGUUAUUACAUGCUAACUCAAACUUACAAAAUCAAGCUCUCUGUGAUCCUGGUUAAUAUAUCUAAGUACUUGAGCCGAUAAUCCAAGUACUUUGGGGGGUCGAGGUGAGAGGAUAGCAUGUGGCCAGAAGUUCAAGACCAGCCUGGGCAACAUAGCGAGACUCCAUCUCCACAAAAAAAUGUUAAAAAUUAGCCAGACAUGGUGGUGCAUGUCCUACUCAGGAGGCUGAGAAAGGAAGAUUACUUUAGCCCAGGAGCUCAAAGGUGCAGUGAGCUGUGACUGCACUCCAGCCCAUCUAAAAAAAAAAAAAAAAAAAGGAAAGAAAAGAAAAAAAGAAAUAAAAAGGUAUACAUAUUUUUUUUCUGAAGUGGAUGGAAAUAUGUCAUGUCAGAGGUAAAUUGUGACUUGAGUAAGUUUUAUGUUGAGCAACUCUUUUUGUUUACAUUUUCUGUGUUGCCCAAAUAAAGUCUUAUUUUCAUAAAUCACUGCUUUACAUAACAACUUUUCCUGCAGCCCUGGGUAUGGUGGCACACAGUUGUAGUCCCAGGUACACUGGAUGCUGAGGCAAAAGGAUCAUUUGAACCCAGAACUUCAAGGUCAACCUGGGCAACAUAGCAAGAUCCUAUCUGUAACAAAAAUUUUUUUAAUGAUAAUUCUCAUGCAAAAUUCAGUUUGCACUGUUUUAAAAAAUGAAACGCUUAUAAGAGCAUGGUCAUAAGGCAAUUCUGACUUGGUGUCAAGCCAUUUAAACUUAGAUAUAACCUAGGAUUUAGGAUCCUUGCUAUUGUUUACAUAGUAAGUCCACAUUUAAUAUCAGUAGAUUAUUGGAAACUGCAACUAUCAGCAAAAUGGUGAACAAUGAAACAAAUUUUACCAUAGGCCAAUUGAUACAACAAGAUAUAAGUUCCUACUGCAUAUUUCUGGUCACAAUAUUAUCACUGUACUUCUAAAUGGAGACUAAAACACUUAUAACAUUCAACACUGAAAUAAGUGUGAGGUAUACAUACAUUUUUAAAAAGAUUAAUAAAAACAAGUAAGAUGAUUAUUUACCCAAUUAUUCCAGUUCAGAGUCUCGGGUGGCAAGAACCUAUUCUUACUCAGCAUGCAAUGCAGGAAUAAACCCUGCACAGGAUGCUAUUCCAUGGCAGGGCACAACCACAUUCACUCACAUUGGGACACACAGUGGGGAAAUGCCAAUUAACCAGACAUGCACAUCCUGGGGAUGUGAGAGGAAGCAGGAGUUCCUGGAGAAAACCCAUGCAGGCAUGGGGAGAACAUGCAGACCCUACACAGAUGGGUCCAGGAAUCAAUAUUUAUUCUCAUCUACAUUAUAGCAAAACAACAUUGAAUAAAACAACUUUAUUUGAGGACCUGUUUUACUUGUACGUCUUUGGGAAAAUCUUUCAACUUUUAUUACUCAUAAUGUUCUCAAUAAAAGUGUGUUAAGAAUACAUAUUUCAGGAGGUUUUUUGAGACAAUCAAAUGUGGCAAUGCAUGCAGAAUUAAUAGCCCAUAAGUCAUUUUAUACGGUAUGUUCUUAGUAAUCUACUUUUAAUUGAUAAUUGCUUUAUAAAAUAAUCUGAUUACUUUUGGUAUAAAGGAUAACAUAUUCCACUAAUACUGUGAAGUUUCAGUGAUAUAAACACUUAGAAAUCAUCUGCUCUGUUAUGGAACAAAACAUCUAGAAGUAUCUUUCAGAUUGAAAAAUGUUUUUAAGGUGCUGGAAUAACGGUACCUCUUGCAGAUUUGUCUAGCAUUACCCAAUGCUUGUGAUUGCUAGUAAUAUUAGUGAAAUAAGUAUGCAAAUCUUUUAAUAACUGAAUAGAAUCCUUCCCUGAACAAUUUCCCAGGUGUUAUUGCUGUUGCUAUCUUAUUAAAUAUUCAAUGCCAUCUAUUAUAUCCUAUACAGAGUCAAAUAAUAAGCUUACAUAAACUAAUAUUUAAUAUAAUACUAAUAAAUUUAAGAUGAUAUAAAGCAGAAUAAAAUAACAUUUCAGAAUAAAAAGACUUUGAAGCUUCCCUGUAUUACUUGAUAAGAUUUAGGUACAGUCUCAAGAAAACAUUUUUUUUUCCUUCUUCUGCAUCAGCUCAUCUACAAACCAAUUUAUUUCUGAAAUAGGCCCCAGGGGCAGGCUGGUUGGUGACUGUAAUGGGGGCUAUCUGACUGGCCACUCAAGGAAAUUGCUAUGGACUUUUAAUCUUAUUUUGAUUAAGUUCUGUGCAGAUUGUGUCUGCCAGGCGAGCACUAAGAUUACUGUUUCUGAGAUCUUUUGGUUGCUAUCAGACUGGACUCAAUUUUUUUUCUACAUUCUCAAGGUUAAGUUGAAACAGUAUUACCCAUUAUUUAUAAAUGGUAAGUGUUUAGGUUUUGCCUUGUGUUACAAACUAGAAUGUUAAUAAAAAUACUGUAUUUAACAAGUUGCAAGUUUAUGAAAGUCAUUGUUUUUGAAAGUAAGUUUUAGAUUAAAAAACAAAAGAAAGGAAAAGAAAAAUCUUUUAAGGGGAAACAAUGUCUUUAUGUGUUUAAAGUUUCAAAAGGUAAUUUAUAAAGAAAUCAAAUAUAGUUAAAAAUAACUAAUCAAAGAUGAAUAUUUAGUGUAGAGGAACAUGGAUAUGGAUAAACUGUAGGGUAUUUUAUUUAUCUUUUUCUUUCAGCAAAGAUCUAACUAAAAUUAGAGAAAUGAUGUGUUUUAUUCCAGAACCAUCACAAUACAAACAAUAAUAUGUUGUUUUUCAUCUUGUAUUGGAUAAACACUAUUAAUCCCAUUAAUCCAUUCCUCUUUGCUUCUUCAAUUAAAAUUCUGUGUAUUAUAUAAAUACCUCCCUCUACCCUCUGCAGUGUAGGAGAAUCAGGGAAAUCUCAUCCCAUCUGCCGAAACAGAGAUGUAUCCUGUAUGUACCUUGCCAAUGAUGGCAACUUCUUUUCCUUUGUCGAGAUAUAAUACAAACCCCAGGUUGACACCAUUUAGUUCAUGAUAUCACUUCCAGAUUGAUAUUGGUGGAAAGGUGACUUAAUCUGGCUAAAUCAGAUGCAAGAGAUGGACUUGUGUUCUAUUAUUAGAAUAUGAAUUUCUUGUCUUUCUGUAUAUGAUUAGCAAAGCAUGCUGCAACAAUUGUUCUUAUCAGCAAAGAAAAAUUCUGAUAAGCACCUGGAAAUACGGCACCUGGAAGCCCUCAUGCCUCAGGACUUGAUAAAAGAAUUCAUUAUUGUUAAAGCAAGUUAAGAGCCAGGAUUACUGUUACUUGUCUUGAAAGCAUGUUGACAUCUCCAUUGUUCCAUAUGCCUUGUCAGAAUGAUCUCUGGCUUAGGGAAAACUUUUCAGCUAUCUGCUCUAGCACACUGGUGUGAAAGAUGUGUUAAGGGAGAGGUGAUAGCUUGAUCCUUAGUGCUGUCAGACAUCAGGUGGGUCUUAGAUAGCUCGAAUCAUCAGGUCACUUUUUUCAGCCAUGAGUAGUAUGCUCUACAGCAGUUAUUAAUUUAUAUAAAUGCUGUAGAUUUAAAAAUGGUAGUGAAGUGCUAAUUCAGAGUAUCUGAUUUAUAAUUCAGAGCAAUUCAAUGGGUCAUAGUUAAGUUGGCAGAAGUAUUCUAGUUAUCUCUCCAAAUAUAAUAAUUUUAAAUAUUGUUCACACAAGGAAAAAACCUAACAUCUUUCUCCAUAUCCUUAAAACUCCAGAUAUGAAUUUGAUCAUGCAGUGCUUGUCUUUCUGUGCCUGGCUUAUUUCACUUAACAAAGUGUCCUCCAACUUCAUCCACAUUGCUAAAAAUAACAGCAUUUUAUGGCUGAAUAUUGUUCUGGAGGGGUGGAUAGAUAGAUGAUAAAUAGAUAGAUGAUAGAUAGAUAGAUAGAUAGAUAGAUAGAUAGAUAGAUAGAUAUACAUUUAUACACCACAUUUUCUUUAUCCAUUUGUUGUUAGAUGAGCAUUUAGGCAGAUUCCAUAUCAUGGCUAUUUUGAAUGGUGCUUCAAUAUCCCUGGGUGCAGAUGUCUCUUUGACAUACUAAUUUCAUUUUUUUUGAUUACGUACCCAGUAGUGGGAUUGCUGGGUAAUAUAAUAGUUCUCUUUUUUAUUUUUUGUGGAAACUCCAUACUGCUUUUCAUAACAGCUAUACUAUUUUAAAUUCCCACCAACAGUGUAUAACAUUCCUCUUUCUCCACAUUAUCGUUUCCAUUUGUUAUAUUUUGUCUUCUUGAUAAUAUCCAUCAUUUAAACUGGGAUAAGGUAAUAGCUCAUUGCGGUUUUGUUUUGCAUUUUUCUGAGGCUUAAUGAUGUUGAGCAUUUCUUUAUAUAUUUUUUGGCCAUUUGUAUGUCUUCUUUUGUCCAUUUUUUAAUCAACUUUUUCUUUUGCUAUUGAGUUUUUUGAGUUCCUUAUAUAUUCUGGAUAUCAAACCUGGUUGAAUACAUAGUUUGCAAACACCUUAUCCUGUUCUGUAAUUGUCUCUUCGUUUUAUUGAUUGAUAAGAAGUAGGUUAAUUGUGCUAUAUAAGUGCAAACUUUGUCUAAAGGAGAAUAUGUGUUCUUUGAAGACAAAUGUCCAUUUGUCAAGCCCCCCCGUACUUACUUUUAUGUAGGAAUGCCAAUAUAGGAAGGACCUUUCCGUUUUGAAGCUGUUUGUGAGUAGAUUUUUCUCUUCCCACCAACUGGAGGCUAAAAUGUAAACCAGAGACCCAAGAAUAGCCACUCAUUCCUUGCAUUUUUAACCUUGCAAGGUAAGAAGUAGGCAGAGAGUCUGAAAUUAUUCCUGUCAGAUGGAUAGAUUUUUUGAAUCCAAUGGUAAAGUGGGAAGUGACAAGCUAAAGCAGAGCCCAGCAGCCUUCCAGAAAAUGCCUGUGCAUACUUUGCUGGCAGUGGCCAGCGGUCAUGACUGACAGGACAAUAGCCACAUGAAAAGCAGAACUUCCUUUUUCUGAUAUUGGUUCUGACUUGCUCUCUGAUUCCUGCCUGAGGCUGGUUCACCUACUUUUUUUUUCAAUUCUAAGAGCUGCGUUGUCCUUUUCCAACGCAUUCAUUUUUGCCUGCUUUAAAUUCCAAGUAAUUUCUAUUGUCUUUAAACAACUGCCUACCUAAAAUAAUUAUUAAAUAUAUAGCUAAAACACUAAAUUAAAUAAACUUACAUUGUUUUCCUUGCUGUAAGAAUUCUCUAAGCCUUUCUUAUUUUAAUACGCAUCAUGAACCUCCAGUUGAGGCAAUGUGCAACACAUUUUGAGAGACAUGAUCUACCUGUUGGAAUCUUAACAUUUAGAACAGAUAUAUUGAUCAGUGUAUAAUUUUUGGAUUAUCAAAGGUGGGAAUAAAAUUGAGCUAUAAUAUAUAAAAUAAGAGGAUUUAUACAUGUUUGUUUUUUUACUCCCCAUCUCACCUGCUACUUCUUUAUGGAUAACAGUUAUCCCACUUGAUGGAAUUUUUCUCUUUUCAUCCAUUACUUUUUUAUUUAAAGUAUUCCCUCUCCUAGGAUGUAAGUUUCUAUAGACUGAAAUGUUGUUAUUUAAUGGUAAUAAGCCUUAUUUUCAGGCUGCUUUACAGAAUUUUGGCUUUGUCUUUUGUUUUCUUCAUUGUACUUUUCUUACUCCACUCAGAAUUUGUUGACCUUCCUAAAUCUGCUUAUAUCUGUCUUCAAUCAGUACUAAAAACAUUCUCUAUUAUUUCCUUAGUCAUUGCCUUUGUCUCUCUUUUCCUGGUAAAGUUUAGACAUAUAUUAACGUUUAACUCUAUCCUUUGUAUCUUGAAACUUUUCUUCAAUAAUUUAUUUUCUUUCUUCCUACUGCACUUCGUUAAUUUUCUAGUAGUUCUCUGUUACUUCUAGCAGGUAUUUCCUUUCUAAAUCUACCAUGAUCAUAUUUGUAUUUUCCUGUGUGCAUCUUUAAGCCUAUGUUUUGUUCUUUAACUUCUGUCUGAUAAUUCUAUUAUUUAAAUUGUUUUUCUUGUCUGUCGAUUUGUUUCUGGAUGUUAUUAUCCUUAACAAUAUACUGAUUCUUCUCUGUGUAUGUGUGUCUCUCUCUCCAUCUCUCUCUAAACACAUGCACACAAACUCUCUCUCUCUCUCUCAUGUAUGCUAUAUUGCAUACAAAUGAUUUACCAAAAUAAUUGACUUUAUUUUCAAAACAGACCUACAAGUUAGUUACUUUCAUAUUCACGUUACAGUUGAGGAAACUGAGACUCAAAGGGAAAAAUGACUUGGCCAAGUUUAUACACCCAAUUAGUGUCAGGAUAGUUUAAGAUUACCUUGUUGUCUACUAUGGAGAUAAGUUCCUCCAGAAGUUUUGCUUAUGCAAGCAUUACCCAUAUCAGAUCAUCUUAAAUCAGGGUGAAAAUAUCAGUAUCUGAACAACUCAGAUUUGGUCCCAGACUUCAAGUAUGCUCAAGAGCUGGUUCUUGUUUUCUCCUUCAUUGGAGUGUAUUAACCUUAUGAUUCUAGCUUAGAAUAGCAAAAGUCUCUGGGCAGGCUCUCUAUAUUUUGUCAGCCAUAGACUAUAAUUUCUGUCUUUUUCAUCUGAGAAUUCUAUCUGAAUAAAAGUUAACUUGGCUUGCAAGGAAAAGUUCCCCAAAUUCAGUGACAGUUUUCCUCUUUGAGCUCCCAUCUUCUUUAACUCUUAUCAUGUUUUUCUGGUAGCUCUGUUCUGCUUCUUCGUUUGACUUCCAUUGAAUUGGGUAACUUUUUUUUUCCUCUUCCCGAUGUACAUAAAUGACUUAAGGUAUAUCAAUAUCACUAUAUUCUCUAUAACACACAAAUAACUAGCAUAAAUACGUUGCAUUUAGACAGUAUAGUCUAAAUACAAGUUCCCUGUCCUAUUUUGUAGGUCUUUGAAUGUUGUUUAAAAAAAUGCAACUAAGACAUGUUAAAUUUCACUAAGUUUAUUUGACCAAGAAAAAGGUUUGAGAAGUAGGCACCAUCCCAGAACAAAGAUUGUUCAGAGUGACUCCACAUCCAGAGUGGUGAGAUGUAUUUAUAACCAGAACAUAUAAAAUUAUAUUCAGAGUUUCCCUGAUUGGUGCAGUUCAAUAUUUGCCUUAUUUGGGCAUAAUUUGGCAGCAUUCAGCCUAGGAUUGACUAAGGGUUUGGCUCCUAUGAUUGGUUGAGUCUCAGUUGCUUGGUUACAAGUCCAUAUAUCUACAUUAGCUUACU